AUGAAAGCCGGCUUGGGCGUCCACGUCUGCUGCUUCUACUUGGUCUCAGCAUGGUUGAUUCAUGGUGCUCAUGCAGCACAAGGGAAAUAUGCCCAAAUGCUUUUUAAUGAACUUUUUGAAGACUAUUCAAAUGCUCUUAGACCAGUGGAAGAUACAGACACAGUACUGAAUGUCACGCUUCAGAUCACACUUUCCCAAAUUAAAGAUAUGGAUGAAAGAAACCAAAUAUUAACAGCCUACUUAUGGAUUCGACAGACUUGGCACGAUGCCUAUCUGAAGUGGGACAAGGAUAAAUAUGACGGUCUGGAUUCUAUCCGAAUUCCCAGCAACCUUGUAUGGAGGCCAGACAUCGUCCUAUACAACAAGGCUGAUGAUGAUUUUUCUGAGCCCGUGAACACCAACAUUGUAUUGAGGUAUGAUGGAAAAAUUACUUGGGAUGCACCAGCUAUAACCAAGAGCUCGUGUGUGGUGGACGUGUCUUACUUCCCCUUCGACAGCCAGGAGUGCAAUCUUACCUUUGGUUCCUGGACCUAUAACGGUAACCAGGUGGAUAUAUUCAAUUUCUUGGACAGUGGUGACCUCUCUGAUUUUAUCGAAGAUGUGGAGUGGGAGAUUCAUGGCAUGCCGGCUGUUAAGAAUGUGAUCACGUACGGCUGCUGCUCAGAGCCUUAUCCAGAUGUUACAUUCACCCUUAUUUUGAAAAGGAAAUCAUCUUUCUACAUAUUUAAUCUCCUCCUUCCUUGCCUUUUGAUCUCUUUUCUGGCCCCGCUGGGGUUCUACCUACCAGCAGACUCUGGAGAAAAAGUCUCUCUUGGAGUUACCGUGCUGCUUGCUCUAACCGUGUUCCAACUAAUGGUCGCAGAGAGCAUGCCUCCUUCUGAAAACGUACCUUUGAUCGGUAAAUAUUACAUUGCUACUAUGACAAUGAUCACAGCAUCCACAGCAUUGACCAUCAUUAUAAUGAAUAUUCACUAUUGCGGAUCAGGAGCCAAACCCGUCCCACAAUGGGCAAGGGUGGUUAUUUUGGACUACAUGUCAAAAAUCUUCUUUGUUUACGACGUGGGUGAAAACUGCACAAGUUUGCGACGGAUGGAAGACCAAGACUCAAAGCUGAAAAAAACCGAUACAUGUCCAAGAAUGGAAGAGAUACACGAAGGGGGAAUGAGAUCCCUUGCUAAGAUCAAAAGCAAUGGUGGUGACCUCAGAAAGAAGCAGCCCGGGGAAGUGAAUGAUGGAUACAGAGUCCCGUGUGAAAAUGAAAGGGAUAUUGUUAGCUGUUGCUCAUGCUACAAAAUAUUGAUUAAGAAUAUUGAAUACAUCGCGAAUUGCGUAAGGCGCCACAAAGCUAACCAUGCAAAAGGCGUGGAGUGGAAAAAAGUGGCAAAAGUGAUGGACAGGUUCUUCAUGUGGAUCUUUUUCAUGAUGGUCUUUUUCAUGAGUGUUCUGAUUAUUGGCAAAGCACUCUGA
Messenger RNA from Euleptes europaea (tarantolino), 1467 nucleotides. RefSeq names its product cholinergic receptor nicotinic alpha 9 subunit (gene CHRNA9). Gene Ontology annotation, molecular function: acetylcholine-gated monoatomic cation-selective channel activity; transmembrane signaling receptor activity. Bases 1 to 1467 code for a protein of 488 amino acids. The transcript is spliced from 5 exons. The record is from RefSeq and is a predicted model, not a curated record. Lineage: Eukaryota; Metazoa; Chordata; Lepidosauria; Squamata; Sphaerodactylidae. Gene Ontology annotation, biological process: regulation of membrane potential; signal transduction; nervous system process. Gene Ontology annotation, cellular component: synapse; postsynaptic membrane; neuron projection.